AUGACAUUGCCCAACUCUAUGCACGCCAUAUGCUCUGACCGGCGGUGUAGUAUAGCCAUCAAAUUAUCGUAUCUACUGCCGUUUAUUAUUUGCAGUCCGACCUUUUUAGUGUUUGAAAUACUGGAAACGGAAGUAGUCGAAAACGGCACUGUGGCCACGUUGUACCAUUUGGGAUUGAGCACAAUAGCAAGAGUGAACCAUGAGUUAUUGUACAUGAUACAUCUGUGGACAUAUGCUGUGAUCAUCAAACUACUGCCUUGCCUAAUACUAACCGUCGUUACCAUAUCUCUGAUAAACGCGUUGAGUGAAGCAUCUGAAAGGAAAGCAAAACGACUUCCGACCCAGCAACAAAUGGCUCGUAUAAGGAAUAUGAAACUUAAGAAAAGGAUGGACCGAACUAGCCGUAUAAUGAUCGCGGUGUUGUUAUUAUUUCUUGCCACGGAAUUCCCGCAAGGAAUACUGGGUCUACUAAGUGGAAUACUGGGAAGGGGUUUUUUUCAAACUUGUUACAGUUUAUUUGGCGAGCUUAUGGACAUGUUAGCUCUGCUGAAUGCAUCAUUAAACUUUGUAUUUUAUUGUUGCAUGAGCAAACAGUUUCGUGUAGCGUUCGGGCAAUUAUUCAGAACCCAGCCUAGCAUUAUGUUUAAGCCCAACAAUAUUUUGGAGACAUUCGUAUAGGAUUUGGAGGAGGGUUAGGGCAGGCGGAUUGAAACCGUGAAAAUUAACCGAAUAUUGUCGAUGUGCCCGCUAUUUAAUCCUGGUGGAAAUUACGGGUAAGUUAAUUUAUUUCAUAGUUAUUAAAUAUGUUCAAAGUUUCAAACAUAAACGUUUAACCAAAUUAUAAUCACCAUCCAAGUCAAUAGUUUUUAUAUUAUAAGCUUAAGUUGCUCAAAUAUGACGAAACGUCAUAUUUUUUAUUAAAAUUAUUAAUUUAAUUAAUUUUCUAAGUUGAACACUAACUAUAACUGUCAUAAUAUAUUCGGGUGUGUUUUUGUAGAUAACAAUAUUUCCAACUCACAGAAAUUAGACUGCAUUGACGGAAUUAUGAUUUUUAAUCAUAAAAAAGAUUUGUUAUCCAAAAUAUAUUUUUCAAUACAUACAAUAAAUAUACUUCUGCAUAACAUAAAAUUUGUGGUAUAUUAUGGUAACUAAAAAUCAUAUUAACCCAAGUAAUGACUAUUUAACCGAAUCCUGAUGUCACCCACCCAUUCGUUUUUUACUUUUUUAUUAUAGAAUAUGGAAAUAUUUUUCAUUGGUAAUAACUAAUAAAUAUUAUUGUUAUAAAAUUAGGUUUUUAAUACUUACAUUGAACUUAGUUUUUAUAGGAAAAUAAUGGUUUUAAUAUACACAAUGCUGUAAAUCCCUGAGUAAAUAUUUAAAAAAUACCUAUUUAAUAAAAUAAUAUUAAUUUCUAUUGAUCAAUAUCUAAACUAAAAUAAUGUACCUAUAAUAGCCUCAAUAAUAGUUUAUUCAUGUGAAAUGCUUAUUAAUUCGUUGACUCUAAGCAAAUAUAUUUUAUA
Messenger RNA from Myzus persicae (green peach aphid), 1520 nucleotides. RefSeq names its product sex peptide receptor-like. Gene Ontology annotation, cellular component: membrane. Gene Ontology annotation, molecular function: G protein-coupled peptide receptor activity. Bases 1 to 678 code for a protein of 225 amino acids. The transcript has 3 exons. Lineage: Eukaryota; Metazoa; Arthropoda; Insecta; Hemiptera; Aphididae. The record is from RefSeq and is a predicted model, not a curated record.